UCCUUCCUUCAACGUAUCCAACCACCAAGCCACCCUACAUAAUGCACACCAACACACGCCACAUCACACACACACAGGCAGACACAUCAGGUCUCAGCGUCGUCAUAGUGUGCGGCUCUGACCUUGGUGUGUCGAUCGAUGGUCGUGAGUCUAUGGUGCCUCCCCGUCCAACACGAUGGGGCCGAUGGGGCCGAAGGCGAGACGCACCUUGGCGGCCGUCAGAGGAAACCGAUGCGCGAAGGGCGCAUCGUGGGCCAUACCUGCUGCUGGGGCCUCGGUGGUACGAAUGUGGACGCUCACUGCAUGUGGACACGAGAAGAUGAUGAGACAAAACGACAGCAUGGUCAUCUGUUGUGGGGUUGUGCCGGUCCCUCACGUAUGCGUACCGUUCUGACUGUCCCCGGGGGGCGUAAGAAAGGUGAUCCAUGCGAUGAACGGAUCAUCGGACGUCGUCAGCACAUGCAGCUGCGCACAGGCCCCAUUGACCAGCUCAAGUGCCAUCACGUCCGGGCACUCGGCGAGGGGCGUAUGUGGCGAUUGGGUGAUGAUGCUGUUCAGGUGGCCACCACGCGCACCCCUGACACACACAUCAAUGACGCACCACAUAGCCAUUCGCCCUCUCACUGCGCGCCGUCCAUCGACUCACCGGUCCACCACCACUGCUGGCGAGUCGGUGAAGCCGCUCACAGCCAUCAGCCGGUGAGCCAGCAUCAGCUUCUUCAUCAGGGAGCUCGCCGAUGCGACAACGGCCCCGUAGCUGACGCCACAUGUCGCCCAGCCCACACCAGUAUGCCACACAAUGCGGCUGCGGACUGGCGGGUCGUGUGGCUUGGCGUGGUGGGUGAAGGGGUGCUGUGAGAAGGGAUGGAUGGGGCGGCUGGUGGGGAGGGGGAGGGGCGGGUUGAGGGUGAGGGUGAAGUUGGGCUCGUUGCGGAUGAUGCGGAUCUCAUUGUUGUGGCAGAACAUCUCGAGAUUGCCGUCUUGCUGGCCGCCGGAGAGCUGGAAGGCCACAUGGCGGCCGACGAGCAUCCACUGCGCACAGAAACGGGGCAGCGCCAAGAAAUCCUGCAGCCAACACACACACCCAGCAGCUCGCCCAUUGCCUCUUCUGUGUGUCGUGCUGACCGCCUUGGUGGCGUGUGUCUGCAGGUCCGCAGCACCCACAGUGACCGGCAGCUGGCAAUUGCC
Messenger RNA from Vitrella brassicaformis, 1188 nucleotides. NCBI's taxonomy places the organism in Eukaryota, Vitrellaceae. The record is from the annotation of a GenBank genome assembly.